AUGGACAAAAGGGAUAAGUCUGACCACAAAUUGAAAUUGACCCUAGACACGCGGUGCAAGAAUUGCGAAGACGAUGGCAACCGAAAUCAAAAUCUGAUUCUCAAUCGGAAUCAGAAUCAGGAGUCCACGCCGGGCUGGGAUGCCAUGGAGAUGGGACAUUUGUAUGCAAAUUCAGUGAUUGCUCUCCGCAGAAACCACAGGCAAAGGCAAGACGGUAGGAGCGACCACACAAUAAAUGGGCAUAAAUUACACGACCCGAAGGAGGAGCCACCAGACAGACGGUGA
Messenger RNA from Drosophila mauritiana, 285 nucleotides. RefSeq lists its product as uncharacterized. NCBI's taxonomy places the organism in Eukaryota, Metazoa, Arthropoda, Insecta, Diptera, Drosophilidae. The transcript is spliced from 2 exons. The record is from RefSeq and is a predicted model, not a curated record. Bases 1 to 285 code for a protein of 94 amino acids.